AUGGGAGCUCUGGGUUUGUGGCACUCCCUGAAGGCGGAGCGUCGGCGGGUUCCCGGCGAGCAGCAGAAGCGCUCCGCGCGAGGCUGGGAGGGGGGCGAGGAAUCAGGGCUUUUUAGGACCCAGCGCUGCGCCACCCUUUGGGGGCGAGUGCGGCUGCGCGCGCCGUGUGCCCGUGUCCGGAGAGCGGCGGGCUGGACGCGGACCGCUCCAGCGAGCAAGCCAGGAAACAAGCUGAGCAGCAGCCUGGUCACCAGCAGCGUCGCGGUGGCUGCGGCCGCUCCGCGCCUCUACUCCCCGGCCCAGCUGGCCUCGCCUCGCCGCACCCCGACCCGCCACCCCCGCCUCUCGGGCCCGACCUCCGCAGCCCCUCGCCUCUGCGGGCCACGCCAACCGCCUCCCCAAAGCGGGACGCGAAGCGCGAGGAGCAGAGGCACUGGAGCCAGUAGCCGCCCGCCAGGCAGACCGAACCCGACUCGGAAAACCGGACUCCAGGAGCUGUCCCUUCAGCACCGCCGCCGUAGCGGGAUUCAGAGCGCAGCCCAGAGGAGCUUCAGUUCAAGCCGGAGCGCUCGGAGCGCUCAGAGUGCGGCGCUCAGUGGCCGCAGCACAUCGCGGCGCCCGGGGCGCCCCUGCCCAGGGGGCCCGCCAUCUCCUCUAGGAGGCGGGGAGAAGGAGCAAGAAGGGCGGGCGGGUGCGCCCGCCGCCGGGGGGAAGCAGGCAGCCAGGCAAGGAGAGAGGGAGGGGGCUAGAGCCCGCCCUGCACCCGGAGCUGCAGCCCGGCCACGCAAGCAAGCAGCCGGCAUCCAUCUCACCAGCGCCGAGAGCGCGCCACGGCCACCACCACACAGAGGAGUGCGGAUUCCCGGGCCUCCUUUCUUCCCCUCCCCCUGCCAGGGGCUGGUCUAUCUGUCUAGCACCAGGUGUUGCUGA
Messenger RNA from Chrysochloris asiatica (Cape golden mole), 930 nucleotides. Its product is annotated as bcl-2-binding component 3-like. NCBI's taxonomy places the organism in Eukaryota, Metazoa, Chordata, Mammalia, Afrosoricida, Chrysochloridae. The transcript has 3 exons. The record is from RefSeq and is a predicted model, not a curated record. The coding region runs from base 1 to 930 and encodes 309 amino acids.